Molecule: messenger RNA, 963 nt
Organism: Aspergillus bombycis
Lineage: Eukaryota; Fungi; Ascomycota; Eurotiomycetes; Eurotiales; Aspergillaceae
Product: ribose-phosphate diphosphokinase
Exons: 3
Coding region: 1-963 (320 amino acids)
Biological process (GO): purine nucleotide biosynthetic process; 5-phosphoribose 1-diphosphate biosynthetic process; ribonucleoside monophosphate biosynthetic process
Cellular component (GO): cytoplasm; ribose phosphate diphosphokinase complex
Molecular function (GO): ribose phosphate diphosphokinase activity; magnesium ion binding
Source: RefSeq, a predicted model, not a curated record
AUGGCUGCCAAUUCCAUCAAGCUUUUGACUGGUAACAGUCACCCUGAGCUUGCGAACCUUGUGGCUGAUCGCCUCGGCAUCGAACUGACCAAGAUCAUGGUCCUCCAAUACUCCAACCAGGAGACGAGCGUGACCAUUGGUGAAAGCGUACGAGAUGAGGAUGUUUUCAUUUUGCAGUCUACCAAGCCCAACGACAUAAAUGACGGUUUGAUGGAGCUGCUCAUUAUGAUCAAUGCUUGCAAGACAGCUUCUGCGAGACGUAUCACAGCUGUUAUCCCCAAUUUCCCCUAUGCUCGUCAAGAUAAGAAGGACAAGAGCCGUGCGCCUAUCACUGCAAAGCUUAUGGCCAACAUGCUCCAGACUGCUGGCUGCAAUCAUGUUAUCACCAUGGACCUUCACGCCAGCCAGAUCCAAGGCUUUUUCAAUGUCCCGGUCGACAACUUGUACGCUGAACCCAGCAUUCUCAAGUGGAUCCGGGAGAACCUGGAUGUGAGCAACUGUAUCAUCGUCAGUCCAGAUGCUGGUGGUGCGAAGCGUGCCACUGCUAUUGCUGACCGUCUCGACUUGCAAUUCGCACUUAUCCACAAGGAACGUCCUCGCCCGAACGAGGUCUCCCGCAUGGUUCUUGUCGGCAAUGUUCAGGAUAAGGUCGCCAUCAUCGUGGAUGACAUGGCCGACACAUGCGGAACUCUGGCCAAGGCUGCCGAUACCGUAAUGCAGCACGGAGCCAAGGAGGUGAACGCGAUCGUCGUUCACGGUAUCCUCUCCGGCAAGGCCAUCGAAAACAUCAACAAGAGCUGCCUCAAGCGUCUUGUGGUUACCAACACUGUUCCUCACCAAGAGAAGAAAGAGCAGUGCGACAAGAUCGAGACUAUCGAUAUCAGCCCUACUCUUGCCGAGGCCUGCAGACGUACGCAUAACGGCGAGUCUGUGAGUUUCUUGUUCUCCCACGCUGUCGCUUAG